AGGCCAUCUCCUGAGUGGGUGGGGAGUAGAGAGCAGGGUGCAGAAGGGAACACAGGCACAGUAUGCAGCCAAGGGGAGUUACGUUGAAGGCCUGAGCGGGAAAACAGUUCAUAAGCAAGGCAGUGGAAUUAAAUGUGCAAGGAGGGAGGCUGAGUGCCAGGAUGUGGGUGUUGGUGCAGACUGGAGAGGCUCUGUGUGCGAGGAAAAUGUUUGGAAGACUGUGUUCAGAUUGCUGAGGGCGUGGCUCAGUGCUGUGGGAUGGUGAACCCCAGUCUACAGCUCAGUGGUCGAGAAGCUUGCUUAGCAUGCGCGUGCACAGGAUUUGUGCAUCCACUGGGGGUAGAUCUAAACACAUAGGAUAGCUUUUGAGCUCGUCAGGAGGAAAUGUAGCCCGAUGUUAAUAGUGCAGACCUGCAAUUUCAGGAGGUGGGAAGUGGGAGACAAGAUCAGGAAUUCAAGGGCAUCCAUCAUUGGCUACAAGAGAGAGGGAGGAGGUUGAAAGAGAAAAAAAUAGGGAGGAGAGAAGGGGAGGGUGCUUCCUAUGCUUUCAAGAAAGACCAUGGGUUAUCUGGUGCUCACGUGCCUACCGGCUGACCUUGAAGACCCAUUGAGCCAAUGCCUAGGUCCCACUCCCUUGCCACGCCUCCUCACUCAGCAGGGUGUAUUUUGUACACGUCAGCAAGCUGCUGCGCUACCAUUGGCUGGAUGGUCGGAGGGGGACGGGCGUGCAGAUGUUCCCGGAAGCUCAAGACGCCCGGCGUGUGCUACACUGGGAGCCUGAGCCUAGUGGACUGGGCAAUGUGGCUGGAGCUAGGGGCCGUGCUGCGCGGGACCCGUGGACUGCUGGGCAGGACUGUUCAUCUGCCCUGUGGGGCCCUGGGGCUUAGGCCCCACUGGUGGGGACCAUGUAGGGGUUGUCGGGCCCAAAAUGUUCAUCAAGACCGGCCUGGAAGAGGCCUAAGUGAGGAGGACAUUCGCAGGGCACGAGAGGCCCGCCUCAGGAAGGCACCCCGGCCCCAGCUUAGUGAUCGCUCUCGUGAACGCAAGGUACCUGCCUCCCGCAUCAGUCGCCUGGCCAGCUUUGGGGGGCUGGCUGUGGGCUUGGGCCUGGGAGCACUGGCUGAGGUGACCAAGAAGUCGCUGCCAGGAGGAGGUCUGCAGCACAAGGGCGGCUCUGCAUUGGGCUCCAGCCCAUUCCUUUCCGAGGCCAACGCUGAGAGGAUCGUGCAGACCUUAUGUACAGUCCGGGGGGCUGCUCUCAAGAUUGGCCAGAUGCUCAGCAUCCAGGACAAUAGCUUCAUCAGCCCCCAGCUGCAGCAGAUCUUCGAGAGAGUCCGCCAGAGUGCCGACUUCAUGCCCCGCUGGCAGAUGCUGAAAGUUCUAGAAGAGGAGCUGGGCAAGGACUGGCAGGAAAAGGUGGCCUCCCUGGAGGAAGUGCCCUUUGCUGCUGCCUCCAUUGGGCAAGUACACCAAGGCAUGCUAAAGGAUGGGACUGAGGUGGCUGUGAAGAUCCAGUACCCAGGUGUUGCCCAGAGCAUCCAGAGUGACGUGAAGAACCUACUGGCCCUACUCAAAAUGAGUGUGGGCCUGCCAGAGGGGCUGUUUGCUGAGCAGAGCCUGCAGACCUUGCAGCAAGAGCUGGCUUGGGAGUGUGACUACCGAAGAGAAGCUGCUUGUGCCCAGACCUUCAGGAAGCUCUUGGCAGAUGACCCCUUCUUCCGGGUGCCAGCUGUGGUACAGGAGCUGUGCACUACACGUGUGCUGGGCAUGGAGCUGGCUGGGGGAAUCCCUCUAGACCAGUGCCAGGGCCUGAGUCAGGACAUCCGGAAUCAGAUUUGCUUUCAGCUCCUGAGGCUGUGUCUGAGGGAACUGUUUGAGUUCAGAUUCAUGCAGACAGAUCCCAACUGGGCCAACUUCCUAUACGAUGCCUCCAGCCACCAGGUGACAUUACUGGACUUUGGUGCAAGCCGGGCAUUUGGAACAGAAUUCACAGACCAUUACAUUGAGGUGGUGAAGGCUGCUGCUGAUGGAGACAGAGAUCGAGUCCUGAAGAAAUCCCAGGAUCUCAAAUUCCUCACAGGCUUUGAAACCAAGGCAUUCUCCGACGCCCACGUGGAGGCAGUGAUGAUUCUGGGGGAGCCCUUUGCUGCCUCGAGUCCCUACGACUUCGGAGCUGGAGAGACGGCUCGCCGAAUACAGGGCCUCAUCCCGGUGUUGCUUCGGCACCGGCUGCGCCCACCACCUGAGGAGACCUACGCCCUACACCGCAAGCUGGCUGGGGCUUUCUUAGCCUGUGCUCGUCUCCACGCCCACAUCGCCUGCCGGGACCUCUUCCAAGACACCUACCACCAUUACUGGGCCAGUCGCCAGGCACUGCCACUGCCAGCAGCCUCCUGACUAGAAGGACCUCCCUGCCGACCCCCAUGACAGACUCCAUCCAGGGAUACCAGCUCCACAGCGGGUGGUCCUCUGUUAUGGCUCUUCUUGCCCCCUCCCCCUCUGUCCUGGCUCCAGAGCCAAGUUCCUUGCCUUGGAUCUUCGGGCCCCUGGAGUUAGCUCCCUGAUCCAAAGUGGGCAUCCUGGAAUUCUAAAGCUGGGAGUCAGCAGAUUCCUGCCUUCAUCUAAGUGAGCCCUUGGUCCCUUCAUGGGGGUUCACUCUCGUCUGGAGGGGGCGCCCCUCGGCCGCGGGUCUUCCAGGAUCGGCAGGAGAAAGGGGAGAUGGUGGCUGUUGGAGGCGGUCCUCACCUUUGCCUCCCUCGCUCUACCAGCUGCCUUCUUCCGGGGUUCCAGCCUGUGUAUUGGAGGAUGGGGGUGGGUGCCGAUCCUUCUCUCCGAAUAAAGGCACCCUUUCCCUUC
Peromyscus californicus insignis is the source of this 2856-nucleotide messenger RNA. It is a transcript of the gene Coq8b, whose product is annotated as coenzyme Q8B. Gene Ontology annotation, molecular function: kinase activity. Lineage: Eukaryota; Metazoa; Chordata; Mammalia; Rodentia; Cricetidae. The transcript is spliced from 15 exons. Gene Ontology annotation, cellular component: extrinsic component of mitochondrial inner membrane. The coding region runs from base 616 to 2397 and encodes 593 amino acids. The record is from RefSeq and is a predicted model, not a curated record. Gene Ontology annotation, biological process: ubiquinone biosynthetic process.